AUGAGCGACAAGUUAGAAGUUCCCGAGCUGCCUCCUCUGGUGUUGAUACUGGGAGGCACCACGACCAUCGCUAGGACGUUAUCGCAAUACCUACUUCAACCAAGAUCACCCAAAGCAGCAUUUGUCCGUCUAGCAGAUAGGUUUUCCGUCUCUCCGCCAACCACAUAUCUCGAUAAAUCAUUCCUGUCCCUACUGAAUUCAGAUACCUCAAAAUUGGAAUACAAGCAGGUCAACUUACUAAAUAUUUCCAAACAUUCCGAGCUAUUUACUCCGCCCAAAGAAUUCAAGGGGACAAAGUUGUUAUCGAGGGGGAAAGGCGAUUUCGAAGGGUUUGAUAUCGUUUUUGAUCUAACGGGCGAAUUGGGUUUUGAUAGACCUGAAAUUCUACAGAUAUCCAACACCUAUCAGACCGCUCUAUCGCUUGCUACCAGCGCCUCCAAUUUACCGACCAAUCUCAAGCCCAACGCCUACGUCCGACUGACAUUCCCAUUCUACGAACAGAAAUCCCUCCCAUCGUCCUCUCCUGGCCAUUCAGAAUCUACCGAGCUGACGCCCGACGGUGUGAGAGGACGAUGGUGGGCUGAAACUUUGAGGGGUAUAGGAAAUCUCGACUUGAACUUUGGUGCGAUCCGAUGUGCGGCGUGGUAUGGUCGGGGGGCGUAUCUGGGAGAGAUCGUACCGAGAUUGGUAGUAGGACACGUUUAUCAAUACCUGAAAGAAGAGAUGAAGUUCUUAUACAACUCCGAUCUACGAGUGAACACUGUACAUUCUCUUGACGUCGCCCAGUCCCUAUAUCUCCUAUCAUUAUACCUACUAUCCAAACCUCGAUCUGAAAUAUUGAAAGAAUCAGCUAUCAACCUCCCCUUCACGUUUUCCACUUCCUCCUCAUCCGGAUUCUCACUUACAUCAUCCUCCAAACGAAUUUCCGUUUCAGAUUCAUGGAAAACCAUCCCAACCGUUAUACCCGAAUCGACCAAAAUUGCUAUACCCUUGUUUAACGUUGUUGACGAGAAUGAUUCCACCCAAGGUAGUUUGGCUAAGAUCGUAGCUGACACUUGGUCAAUCAAAUUUGGGUUUUUGAAUUCUGCCAUGGCCAGCUUGGUACAGCAGUUUGCGAAAAAUGAUUUUACAGAGAUGGUAGAGGAUGUUAAUGAAAUGCACGUCGAAGCUUGGUCCAAGAUGUUGGCUUCUUCCGAUCCACCCAUUGAAUCCAGUCCGAUCACUCCGUUUUUAGACGAACAUGCAUUCAGGAAAAUGUCAAUUUGUCUUGAUGGAUCGAAAGCCAAGAAAUUAUUAGGUUUCAAACCUAUCUAUCCUAGAGUGGAAGUGAGCGAAUUGAAAGAGAUAGUCAAAGAGUUUCAAGAAGAUAGAUUAUGGUGA
Kwoniella botswanensis is the source of this 1380-nucleotide messenger RNA. RefSeq lists its product as uncharacterized. The transcript is spliced from 8 exons. Lineage: Eukaryota; Fungi; Basidiomycota; Tremellomycetes; Tremellales; Cryptococcaceae. The coding region runs from base 1 to 1380 and encodes 459 amino acids. The record is from RefSeq and is a predicted model, not a curated record.